AUUAUUCAUUCAGUAAUAUCCAAUACAACAUUAGCCAUGGCUUCUGCUGCAUCACCAUCUGAGAUAACAAGCAUAAAAGCAUUUGCAGAAUCAAAUGGUUCGUCUCCCAUCCCUUCCACCUACCACUCCCUAACAGAACCCCGUGAUGAUGUCGCCGACCACCUUGCAUGCUCAAUCCCAGUCAUUGACUUCUCUCACCUCACUUCCCAUGACCCUCAAAUCCACGCCUCAACCGUCCACCAACUCGCCAACGCCUGCGCCCAAUGGGGUUUCUUCCUGCUGACGAACCAUGGGAUCUCGGAGAAACUGAUGGAGGAAGUUAUGGAAAAGAGUCACGAGUUUCACAACCUUCCUUUGGAAGAAAAGGAGGAGUUUGCGGAUAAAGGGCCUUUAACAGCAAUAAGGCAUGGAACUAGCUUCCAUCCUCAAGCUGAGAAGCUUCAUUAUUGGAGAGAUUAUCUCAAAGUCAUCACACUCCCCCAAUUCAACUUCCCUCACAAACCACCUGGUUACAAGGAGAUUGCAUUUGAAUAUAGCCGAAAAAUAAGAGGUGUAGCAAGGGAAUUGCUUAAAGGAAUCUCAGAGAGCUUGGGAUUGGAUGCUGAGUCAAUAAUAGAGUCAACGGGUUUUGACUCAGGGUUGCAGAUAUUUGCUGUGAAUCUGUACCCGCCAUGUCCGGAGCCAGACCUUGCUGUUGGAUUGCCUCCACAUUCAGAUCAUGGCCUUCUCACACUCCUCACUCAGAAUGGAAUUGGAGGUCUUCAGGUCAAACACACUGGCAAAUGGGUCAACGUUAAUCCCCUCCCUAAUUGCCUCAUUGUCAACACUGGGGAUCAACUUGAGGCUGUGAGUAAUGGGAGGUACAAAAGUGUGAUGCACAGGGCAGUACUUAACAAUCGUGACACCAGGAUUAGUCUCGUGCUUGUAAAUGGACCUGAUCUCGAUAAGGAAAUUGGGCCUGCACUGGGCCUGUUGGAGAAAGAGGACCCAUUGUUCAAAACCAUGAAAUACAGGGACUAUUUUGAAAUUCAGCAGAUGACUCGAUUUGCUUAUAAAAGUGGCUUGGACGAGAUUCGCCUUAACUGAUGAUACCAGUUCUGUUAUGCUCCUUUGAAAAAUGUGUCGUUUGAUAAUUAUAAAUUAAUAACAAUGUUCAUGUAUUUGUAGGGGGUUGUGAGAGACAGAAUGUUUUUAUGGUGUUAAUUGAGAAAUGAGAAUAAUAUCACUUAUCAUAUAAGAGUAAA
Molecule: messenger RNA, 1244 nt
Organism: Arachis ipaensis
Lineage: Eukaryota; Viridiplantae; Streptophyta; Magnoliopsida; Fabales; Fabaceae
Product: 2-oxoglutarate-dependent dioxygenase 19
Source: RefSeq, a predicted model, not a curated record